AUGCGUAGUUCUGUCAAAAAGUUACCAUCUCGUGCACUUUUCCGGUGCAGUGGUUUUGGGGUCCCGAAAAGGUCUGUACAUGAACGAGUACUGGAUCUUCGGCUUCCAAGGGGUUCACCGUCACCUGCAUCUUCCUCGUCCGCCUCGUGUUCCUGUGAAGAUCCUCCAGAUUCCCCUUCGUUUGAGGAUCCAGUCACAGAAAGCAUGGAAGAGCCAGAGGAAACCUGA
Opisthorchis viverrini is the source of this 228-nucleotide messenger RNA. RefSeq lists its product as hypothetical. The annotation marks the transcript as partial. NCBI's taxonomy places the organism in Eukaryota, Metazoa, Platyhelminthes, Trematoda, Opisthorchiida, Opisthorchiidae. The record is from RefSeq and is a predicted model, not a curated record. The transcript has a single exon.